Molecule: messenger RNA, 2825 nt
Organism: Oncorhynchus masou masou (cherry salmon)
Lineage: Eukaryota; Metazoa; Chordata; Actinopteri; Salmoniformes; Salmonidae
Product: calpain-5-like
Exons: 12
Coding region: 165-2096 (643 amino acids)
Biological process (GO): proteolysis
Cellular component (GO): cytoplasm
Molecular function (GO): calcium-dependent cysteine-type endopeptidase activity
Source: RefSeq, a predicted model, not a curated record
UAGGAGGACACAACCCUUUGGCUGUAGUUGGAACAUCCCAGUAGAACUUGACAAGGCGUAUCAGAGGUGGCAUCUUAACAACCCUGUAAGGAACUCUAGGAUUUCCAUUGGGAUUUUAGGAGGACAAGAACAGUUUGCAGUUUGGAGAUUGCAGCGUCUGAACCAUGUUCUCCACGGCCACUUCAUACAAGAACCAGCAUUACUCGGAGCUGAAGAAGGAAUGUCUGGAGGACAAGAAACUGUUUGAGGAUCCAGAGUUUCCUGUCACCAACGCAUCCCUGUUUUACAGGAAACCACCUCCUGGUAUGGUGGAGUGGAAGAGACCACGGGAAAUCAGCGACGAGCCUCAUCUGUUUGUGGAGGGCAUCAGCUCCCAUGACCUGAACCAGGGCCGUGUGGGUAACUGCUGGUUUGUGGCGGCGUGCUCCUGCUUGGCACUGAAAACAGACCUCUGGCAGAAGGUCAUCCCUGACUGGAAGGAGCAGGAAUGGGACUCUAAGCACCCGGAGAACUACGCUGGUAUCUUCCACUUCCAGUUCUGGGUGUUUGGGGAGUGGGUGGAUGUGGUGGUGGAUGAUCGCCUGCCCACCAUCAACAGAGAGCUCAUCUACUGCCACUCCAAACUCAACAACGAGUUCUGGAGUGCCCUGCUUGAAAAAGCCUAUGCCAAGCUCUCUGGCUGCUAUGAGUCGCUGGAUGGGGGCAACACUGGUGAUGCGGUUGUUGAUUUCAGUGGAGCCGUGACAGAGGCCAUUAACCUGGAGGCGGAAGUUUUCCACAAAGACCAGGAGAAAAUAGACAACCUGUUUGAGGACUUGCUCAAAGUCUACGACAGGGGUGGAAUCAUUAGCUGCUCCAUCAAGGCGUCUCCUUCUGAAAUCGAGGCUUGGAUGGCGUGCGGGCUAGUGAAGGGCCAUGCCUACUCAGUGACUGCAGUGAAGAAAGUACGGUUGGGCCACGGUCUGAUGGCCUACUUCCAGAACAAGACCAUCCCCCUGAUCCGCAUGAGAAACCCCUGGGGAAAGACUGAGUGGAACGGAGCCUGGAGUGACAGCUCAGCAGAGUGGGAAAGGGUUGGCAGCAUGGAGAGGGAUAAGCUUGGCAUCACAGUAGAAAACGACGGGGAGUUCUGGAUGGCGUUUACAGACUGGUGUAAGUACUUCACGGAUGCAGAUGUGUGUCAUCUCAUCAACACCUCUCUGCUCACCAUCCACAAGACAUGGCACGAAGUGGUGCAUUUCGGGAGUUGGACCAAGCAUUCAGAGCCCCUGCACAACCGCUGUGGUGGCUGCAUGAACUACAAACAGACCUUCCUACAGAACCCUCAGUACCUGUUUGACAUGACCAAGGAGAUGGAUGAGGUUCUGAUCUCCCUACAGCAGAGAGAUAUGAAGAUCCACAGACGUAUCGGCCAAGGAGAGAACCUCACCAUUGGCUUCGCCAUCUUCAAGGUGGAACUAAACAGAAAGUACCGCAUGCAUAACAUUAUCACCCAGACGAACGUGCAAACGUCGAAGUACAUCAACGCCCGCACGGUGUUCACGAGGGUCACGCUCCCCAAGGGUCGCUACAUCAUCAUCCCCUCCACCUUAAAACCGGAGAUUCUGGGAGAGUUCAUGCUGCGCAUUUACACUGAUGUAGACUCAGGAUGCAGAGAGCUAACAGAACACAAGCCCAGGAUGAGGUGUUGGAGUGCAGUCACUGGCUACCCCCAUGCUGUGUCCCAGAUCUACAUCCACGGAGCAGAGGGGCUGGAGAACCAGGACGGCACAGGGGGUGCAGAUCCAUAUGUGAUUGUGUCCUGUGAGGGCCGCUCAGUCCGGUCAACAGUUAAGGCAGACACCCUGGACCCGGUGUUUGAGACCAGAGCCAUCUUCUACAGAAAGAAGCCCAGGAAGCCAAUCACUGUGGAGGUGUGGAAUAGUAACGCUGUGAAGGACCAGUUCCUGGGCCAGGUGGUUCUGACAGGCUCGUUAAAAGACUCCACCAAACCCCAGAGGCUCCAGCUAAGGAAAAGAGGCAGAGCCAAGGCCGACGAGAUGCCUGGCUCCAUCACCCUCCGCAUCGUCACCUGCACCGAGCUCACAGAGAUGUGACCUGGAUCAGCUGACUACUACCUGGGUCACAUUGACAAUGUAUACCAGACUCUGUCACCUCUUCCUUGCAACAACAACGCCAGAAGGAGACUUUGGAUAGGAGCUUAUCACUACAAGACAUCAUUUGGUUGUCAGAAUGACUAUCAAUUCUUUUAAGGACUUGGCAUUGUCAUUGACCAAGAAGAACCUUCAAGCCUUCCGGAGUACAUUUUUUCUUACUGUUAUUGCAUUACUUUGUGUUUUGUAAAGAGACAAGUUAAGCCUUUUUGAAAGGUUGAAUGAAUGUGAAAAAGUCAGCAUGAAGCAAGACAAAAUGCAAUUAUUUUAUGCUAAACCAUACACUAUGAAACAAAAUAGCUCAUUGAAGUGAUACACAUGUUGUAUCUGUAUACAAAAUGAUGCAACAUAUACAUUUUAAUAACAUGUUUGUUAUCAUAUAGGAAUGUAUGUGCCUCUUUUGAUAUUGUUGAGAAACAGACGAAAAAGGUUUCAGUUUUUGCUACACAAUAUUGUCAAGUCUUGAAUAACCUGAAUGUACAGUGUCUACAGUGUAAGUUUUGGACUAUGGUCAUCAAUUUGUGUCCUUCCACUGAGCAACUUGAAAUGUCUAAAGGGUAUACUACAUGUGUCUAAACUACCAUACUCCCCGUGCUCAAAAUGAUUUGCCAGGUAAUCCCUACUAAAAGGUCACAGUACAUCUAUUCAAACCAAAAAAGUUCAUUUACAAUG